CAGCGACAGUCGGCAAUCGACACACGACACGCCGUCCACCCGACGAUCUGCUCGAUCACCAUGCGAUUCAAUUCCAAUCCAUCCGUGAGAGCCGUCGCACACAGGCCGGAGUGUCAGCAUUCUGCUCUGUAUUGUCCCUCUAGUGCUAAAUCAUUCCAUUUGCACGUUGAUGUUGUCUUUACUGCCGCACAGUGGCUACCAGUAGCCACCUAUUACUCUCAACUCAUUCUCAGCUUUCAACCAUGGACAACCAGUCGGUCUCACUACCCUUGUCACCCCCAUUGCCAUCGCCACCGCCACCCCUUGGAUAUCGAAGUCCAGAUGCAACGCCGGCCGAGUAUACUGCUGAUCCGCAACAAUGGGAGGUUGGCUUGGAGAAUGCGCGGGAGUUGGGCGGCCAAAGGUUGGAUGAUGCCGCACUGCGGUUCGAAGAAGAUUACGAAAUGGCAAAGGCCCAGCAGGCUGUGCAAAGUGGGGUGGAUGCUGAAAGAGAGAGGCUACUACUCAUCCUGAACAGCGAAAUCAAAGCCGUGGCACAGGAUCUGCUCGCUGCCAUUAUGCUCGCCCUGGAGCAAGGAGCACAGGAAGAUGACAUUGAGAUUCUCUACGCCAAGCAGGAGCUCGCAGCUGCCUACACCGACUGCGAAGAGUUUGACAAGGCCGAAGAGCAAUACACCCAGACGCUCAGUGGUCUGGAAAAGAACCGUCUUUUCGAUGACCUGCUGCAUUGUCGAAGAACAUUGUCUCGGAUGCUCAGGAAAGUUGCCGUGACACGGCGGGACCCGCAGAGCACCAGGGUGAGGGCUUUGUCACUGGUCAUGCAGAACAUCAACCAAGAGGAGAGUUAUGAAGACCCCGAAUCUCUCGAGAAUGACAUCAAACUUUGCGACAUCUUGGUUAUGAACAUUAUAAACUGCACAGAAAACCACGCCCAAGACAAAAUUGUCGAUCCCACCGGCGCCGCCUCAUGGGGCCAUGUUGGCACCCUUCAAAGGACCGCAGCCCUUCUUGCCACGAGCGUCAAGGAAGCCGGACCCAUGUUGACAACACUGCUCCUCCAAGUCAAGAUUAGAACAGUCCAGUUGCUAGCUGUUGACUUGAAGGCCUGGGGCCGUGCUCGAGAAGUCCAUGCGGGGAUGAACGAGAUCCGGAACCCCCUGAGCCUCCAUGACAUUACCGAUGAUAGACUCAAAGUUGCCCUCCAACGCACCUUGGCGGAUCUCGAGUACUGGGACGAGAGCUUGCAGCUCGAGAUGUACGUGUACAUGCGCCAACAAAAAGCGAAGCAGAUGUGGUUGACCGCUUUGACCGUUAUUCGCGUCCUGUCUCGAUGGAGGAAGUUCUAUCAGCAGCGAAAGGCAAUCGCGCAGAGCCAGAACCGGACUGAAUUGAUUGAUACUGGCGAGGAGAUGUCAGACGUGACAGAAGUAAAGCACGUGGAGGAUAAUCCGCAUCAGUCGGACGCUCUCGUCACCGCACAAGCCCCGCCAAAGGAAGCAGGGCAGCGAAUCGAAGAAACCCCAAGCGCGGAUGAUGACUGCAUGGCUCAACCUAAGGAAGAAGUGGGGAUGCCUGGAGACAGUAAACCCGAAGAAUACCUACCCAAAGAAGAAGAAGAGGCACAGCAAAAACCAGAAGACCCGCUCCCCGAGAAAGACGAGCUAGCAGGUACCAAGGUCAAGGAUGAAAAACAUCUAGCUGAAAAAGCUUGCCUCCCUGAAGAUUUCAAGGGAGAGGAUAAGACUCAGCCGGUUGGGAGACCCCAAUACAAUGAUGAAACUCGGCUCGUGGAUGAAUCUUUCUCUCAGCACGAAAAGGAAGAGUUGAUUGACGAAGAUCAUGGGCUGACCCAAGACGAAAGCUCCAAAAAGGUCAAGGGCGAAACGCAGUUGGCAGAAGCCCAACCCAGAGAUCAAACACAGGAAAUGGAAAAAACUCGGUGGAAGGAAGAAGAGCGGCAUGCUGAAGCCGCCCGCCUCGCCCAAGAAGCUCGAGAGGUUGAGCACAAAGUUCAACUCAGAUUAUACGCCGAGGGUCAAGAAAAGGAGCGACUAGCUCAAGAAGAUCGGCUAGCUAAAGAAGCUCGCAUGGCCGAAGAAGUUCAGAGGCUUGAGAAUGCCGAACGUCAAGAACAAGAGCGGCUGGCUCAAGAGAUCCGGGUUGCCGAAGAAAUUCGGCUAGCGGAGGAAGCCAGGAAGGCUGAAGAAUCAAGGCUGGCCGAGGAGAGGCGGCGUUCCCGAGACGAAGCUCAGCGAAGGGAAAAGGAAGCUAAACGUGAAGAAGAAGAAGAGCGGCUCGCUGAAGAAACUCGGCUGCUGAAAGAAGCCCAAGCCACAAAUGACGGCCAGCUAAAGGAAAACGCCCUACCAUCUAACGAAAACCACCGAAGCGGAAGCACCGAGGGCACGGGCCCGAUUGAACGUGAGCAAAAAGCUCAGGGCGAGAACAACGUGCAGCCAGAGCUGCUUGACUCAAUUGUUGACUCCCUUGCUCGAAGGGAAACUGGAUUCACCGAAGUCUUCAGCGACGGAGAAGAGGACGAUGACGAGCUUGCGACCUAUACGAGCGGUAAAGUGUCUGGGACGCUUUUUGACGCGAACCAUGCCAAGUCUAGCAAACUCAGUACCCAGUGGAUUGAAACAAUGAAGGAAUUCUCGAGUAAGACGCUGGCAAACACGAACGCGUCUUACCCUCUCAGAGCUCGUGUCGCUGUUAUAGAUACAGGGAUUAGCGCCGACCACCCGAAAAUCAGCAAACUCUGGCAAUGGAGCGCCAAAGGAGGACAGCCCGCCGACAGACCUUCUCGCUUCCGCGACUUUUCGGAAAGGAAGCCUGGCGAUGAUGAACAAGGCGAACCGACAGACCCCGGGCUGGAUGUUCCCGUGGACGAGGAUGGCCACGGCACCUUCAUUGCAGGGCUGCUCCUCAACCUGGUCCCGGGGCUUGAGCUGUCGGUUGCUAGGAUUGGGAAAACGCGCAGUUCGAUCCAGAACGACGAUCCAGAGCAUCUCUCAUACAGAGUCGGCAAGGCAAUCGAAUACGCAGUCAAGGAAUGGAAAUCUGAAAUAAUAUCAAUCUCCUUUGGGUGCGAAAAGUCUGCGUUUGUGACGCGGAAGCUCAAGGAAGCUAUUUAUCACGAUGUCAUCGUUCUCGCUGCAACCGGAAACUCUGGUAACAGCAAAAUACCGCCAUUUCCAGCCAUGCAAGACGGUGUCUUCAAGGUCUAUAGCUGCACGGCUUUUGCAAGGGCAGACGAGACGACGGGAACGCCAUGGGACAGCAUCAAUAGUUUCCAUACCCUGGGCCGCGACAUCGAGUCCAUCUGGCCAGGGCAUCUUGCCAAGAAUGCUGGAGACGAGGUACAGCUCAAGUGUAAGACGGCUCGAAAGACCAAGAGUGCCCAAGCCGAGGCUCAAGCCGAGCAUUCUUGUUCAUCCCAAUGCAACACAUCGACCGUCAUGAGCGGGACCUCAUUUGCGACCCCGAUAGCGGCGGCCAUGGUGGCUAUAGUUUAUCAGUUCUACAAUACGCACAGGGACCAAAUAGACCUGAGACUUCUGAGCACGGCCGACAAACUCAAAACCAUCAACUCGUCCCAUUCUCUAUCUGCAUCCGCCGCGCCAUGA
Molecule: messenger RNA, 3626 nt
Organism: Lasiosphaeria miniovina
Lineage: Eukaryota; Fungi; Ascomycota; Sordariomycetes; Sordariales; Lasiosphaeriaceae
Exons: 5
Coding region: 243-3626 (1127 amino acids)
Biological process (GO): proteolysis
Cellular component (GO): Golgi apparatus
Molecular function (GO): serine-type endopeptidase activity
Source: RefSeq, a predicted model, not a curated record